This is a messenger RNA of Medioppia subpectinata, 4082 nucleotides long. NCBI's taxonomy places the organism in Eukaryota, Metazoa, Arthropoda, Arachnida, Sarcoptiformes, Oppiidae. The record is from the annotation of a GenBank genome assembly.
AUGGACAAGAUUCUGACCUCAUCUGGUAUUCAAAUACACCUGACUUUACAGUAUGUUUUCAGGAAACAGCACUCGUUUGGUUUCCUUAAUGAGAGCCCAGAAUCGAGUGCUUCGGUGUUGUCUGUACUGACAUUUUGGUGGAUGAAUGCAAUGAUACUAAUGGGCUAUAAAAGACCGCUUACUAAACAUGAUUUGUGGAAAUUGGAUGUCGAAAAUACAACUAAAUAUAAUUCAGAUCUAUUUAGCAAACGAUUGAAACAAAAACAAAGUCAAAGCAUUAAAUAUAAAGGAAUUCUUAUAACACUUCUCACCACUUAUUGGUUUUAUAUGGUUUUGAUGGCGGUAUUGAAGUUUAUUCUCAGUUUUUUACCAUAUGCUAAUCCACUAAUACUGAACUGGUUAAUUGAGUAUAUGGGCGAAGACAGUACUGAACCCGUAUGGCGAGGAUAUCUCUAUGCAGUUCUCAUGUUUAUAGCACCGAUGAUUGAAUCAAUUCUCACGAGUCAAUACGAUUUAGGCAUCGGAAUCAUCACUCUUAGAAUGAGAUCGUGUUUAACAAAUGCUAUCUAUAAGAAGAGCCUUCGAUUGUCGAGUACCGGACGUAAAGACUUCACAAUUGGCGAAAUAGUAAAUCUAAUGGCGAUCGACACGUCCAGAAUAGUAGAGUUCGUUCAAGUGAUUAACGAGACCUGGUCUUCACCCCUUCAGAUCGCAAUUGCAUUGUAUUUAUUAUGGCAACAGUUGGGCAUCGCAUCCAUUGCCGGUUUGGGAGCAAUGCUAAUCCUAAUCCCAAUUAAUGGUUAUAUUACUGGCAAAAUGAGAUCCAUUACAACCAGAGUUAUGUUACACAAAGACAAGAGAAUCAAACUAAUGAAUGAAAUAUUGAGUGGUAUAAAAGUGUUAAAACUUUACGCCUGGGAAUCAUCUUUUGACGAUCAGGUUAUGGAAAAACGAAACAAUGAGAUCAAACAACUCACUACAAGAGCCUACUUCCAGGGCGCUAUGGUUUAUAUAUUUAAUUCGGCUACUUUUCUGGUUUCGAUCACUAGUUUUACAACAUUUGUGUUAAUGGAUUCAUCAAAUGUAUUGACACCACAAAAAGCAUUUGUCUCGCUAUCACUCUUCAAUCAAUUGCGGUUCCCAUUAAAUCUAUUGCCGCGACUCAUCUCUUUCUAUGCCAUGUUUUCUGUUUCAAUAAAACGUAUUAAUAAGUAUAUGUCCGGCGAUGAGAUCGACUCGCAGUCCAUUUCACACGACAUGAACAACAAAGACGCUAUUGUUGUGGAAAACGCGUCCUUUUCGUGGACUAAAACAGAUAAUCAGACACUUUCUGAUAUAUCGAUGACUGUUCCCAAGAAUAAACUAAUUGCAAUCGUCGGUCAAGUGGGCGCUGGAAAGUCAUCGUUAUUACACGCAUUGUUAGGCGAUAUGUUUAAAUUGAAAGGCAAUAUCAAUUUGAAUGGCAGUAUAGCAUACGUUCCCCAACAGGCGUGGAUCCAAAACGCAACUCUCAGACAGAAUAUCAUUUACACCAACCCUUUAGAUGAGAAAAAACUAAAUAAAAUUAUAGAUAAUUGUGCUCUCAUUCAAGAUUUGGAAAUACUUCCCGGAGGAGAGACCACUGAAAUUGGAGAGAAAGGCAUCAAUUUGUCCGGCGGUCAAAAGCAAAGAGUAUCGAUGGCGAGGGCCUGUUAUUCAGACGCUGAUGUAUACCUUUUAGACGACCCGUUAUCUGCUUUGGAUGCAAAUGUAGGCAAACAUGUCUUUGAUAGAGUCAUUGGACCCAAUGGUAUGCUUAAGAAUAAGACAAGAGUUCUGGUAACGCAUCGCAUAUCAGUUUUGUCAAAAUGUGACCAAAUUAUUGUCAUGAAAGACGGUUUCAUUUCUGAAUUCGGAUCUUAUAAGCAAUUAUUGGAAAAUAGAGGAGAUUUUGCAGAAUUUCUUAUGUCUCACAUCAAUGAAGGAAACAACGGUUUCAUUUCUGAAUUCGGAUCUUAUAAGCAAUUAUUGGAAAAUAGAGGAGAUUUUGCAGAAUUUCUUAUGUCUCACAUCAAUGAAGGAAACGAUGAAGAGAUGGAUGAGGAAGAGAUGCAACUCAUUGAUGAAGUCGUCACAAGUGAUAGUAUUCAUAGGCAAAGGUCGAGGACUAAGAGCUCCGAUAGUUAUUCUAAAGGCUUGGAAAGGAGACGAACGCAGAGCAAUGCAUCCAAAGUAUCGAAAGUGAGUGCAAAACAAGAAUCGGACAAAACUUUGGAACAAAAACUUAAGAAAAUGUCAAAACUAACGGAAGCAGAGAAGUCAGAAACGGGUUCAGUUAAGUGGAGUGUGUAUUGGGCUUACUUCCAGAGAAUAGGGCUCAUCGGCACGUGUGCUAUACUCGUCUCAUACAUCGCUUCCAGUGCUUUCAACGUAGGGUCGAGUCAAUGGCUAUCUCUAUGGAGCGAUGACUCCAAUAAUGCCGAAAGGGUUAAUGAUAUUCGAUGGCGAAACAUACGGCUCGGCAUAUAUGGGGUGUUGGGUUGCGGAGAGGCUAUAUUUCUGCUCAUAUCGACCAUUACUAUGAAUUUAGCCACAUUAAGAGGCGCUCGGCUUUUACACAACGAUAUGUUACACCAUAUAUUUAGGGCUCCAAUGAGUUUUUUUGACACAACACCGAUGGGUCGGAUACUAAAUCGUUUCUCACGAGACGUCGAUAUUUGUGAUACAAUGCUUGGUAUGAAUAUCCGGAUGACAAUGAUUCAAACAUUUCGGGCUAUCUCUGCAUUUGUCGUAAUGGCAAUCGAGACCCCACUAGUUCUGGUGGCCAUACUUCCCAUCGGACUCAUAUAUCUAUUUGUUCAGCGCCUAUACAUUCCCACAUCACGACAAUUGAGACGAAUUGAAUCGACCACUCGAUCGCCCAUUUAUAUACAUUUCUCCGAAACACUUACUGGUGCGACAAGUAUUAGGGCUUACGGUUCUGUCGAACAGUUUAUCGACGAAUCAAAUAAAAGAGUAGAUUUAAAUAAUAUGAGCACUUUUGCGGCCACUCUUACGAGUUGUUGGCUUUCAAUACGUUUAGAGUUCUUAGGCUAUUGUAUAAUAUUUGUAAACGCUUUAUAUGCUGUCAUAUCCAGAGGUUCACUAACUCCAGGUGUGGCCGGACUUACACUCAGUUAUUCAAUGACAAUCACCCGAACACUCAAUAACUUGAUUCGCGCCACAACUCUAUUGGAGACUAAUAUUGUUUCGGUUGAACGAUGUCUUGAAUACACAGAAACUCCUUUAGAGGCUUUGUGGCACAAACCUGAUGAACAACCACCUCCUGAAUGGCCACAAAAUGGUUGCAUUACUUUUGAAAGCUAUAGCACAAGAUAUAGAGAAGGAUUAGAUUUGGUGUUAAAAGAGAUAUCAUUUCACAUUAAUGCUGGCAAUAGAGUGGGAGUCGUUGGCCGGACGGGUGCCGGAAAAUCAUCUCUAACUUUAGCUCUAUUUAGACUUAUAGAAUCAACCAAUGGCUUAAUAAAGAUCGAUGGCAUUGAUAUAAGCAAAUUAGGUCUCUAUGACUUACGAUCGCGAAUUACAAUUAUACCUCAGGAUCCGGUGCUCUUCACCGGCACUUUACGAAUCAAUUUGGAUCCGUUUGAGAAGCACUCGGACUCUGAUAUAUGGACGGCAUUAGAGUUGGCACAUCUCAAACAGUUUAUUGAUUCACUCGAUGCCGGACUCAAUCAUCCCGUGAGCGAAGGCGGAGACAACUUAAGUGUCGGCCAAAAACAACUGAUAUGUUUGGCGCGGGCGCUGUUACGCAAGUCCAGGAUCAUUGUCUUGGAUGAGGCGACCGCUGCUGUCGAUAUAGAAACCGAUGAAUUAAUUCAACAGACGAUUAGGACUGAGUUUAAUGAGUGCACAAUUGUUACGAUUGCUCACCGAUUGAAUACAAUUCUAGAUUACGAUAGAGUUCUUGUUCUGAGCAAAGGACAGAUUGCCGAAUAUGACUGCCCACAAGUCCUCCUCAAUAAUACCAAUUCUAUCUUCUAUUCCAUGGCCAGGGAUUCCGGACAUAUAUAACCUCACACCAAAAUCCACUAAAUAACUUGGUC